Messenger RNA from Haliotis rubra (blacklip abalone), 1671 nucleotides. RefSeq lists its product as uncharacterized. The coding region runs from base 967 to 1671 and encodes 234 amino acids. Lineage: Eukaryota; Metazoa; Mollusca; Gastropoda; Lepetellida; Haliotidae. The transcript has 2 exons. The record is from RefSeq and is a predicted model, not a curated record.
GAAAGCAUGCAAGGUGAUAUGAAGAGGCUAGUGUGGCAAGAAAAGCAUGCAAGGUGUGAGGUUUGAUUAUAUUAGGCAGGGUGCAAGGGUUGGUGAGUGCAGUCAUGAAAGUUAUCUGAUGAGGAUGGCUGUAUUUGCAAGGUGGCUGGUCUAAUUUCAUGGCUGCCCGGGACCUGUGCCGGACCGUAUAAAAGGCAGUAUCUGUGUGGUAACCUCGCCUUGUGUGUAAGAGGCAGAUCAGUAUGAUGGCCUCGACCUGUAAAAGGUGGCGUCUGUGUGUUGCCUCCUCAUGUGACUGACCAGCGAAAACAUCGUCAGGAUGGCUGACCGUGAGAGACUGAGGUUGUCAUGACCUUGCUAUGUGAGAAGAGCUACAACUAUAUGAUUGAACUUAUCAUCAGUGAACAUUCAGUCCCAUUCCGUGUUUGAUACACGUGGUGUACGCUUUGUACAAUAUGAAAUAGUUGUGUUAUAAAAUGUAGUGUUCUAUUGGGUUAGGGUUUUUUUUGUGUGUGUAAAGGAUAUGUAUAGGAGUGAUUGUGUGCUACUAUUAUGUUUGGUGACGAAUGCGGUAUGAAUGAAGGGUGAUUUGGGGUUUGAUUUUGGGCAAAUGGUUUUGAUUCCAUUAUAUAUAUAAUUUUUGUAAUAAAUUUCAUUUAUUACAUUUCUGCCUUUGCAUUAUUCAUCUCGUAUUGUGACAUUUUGGUGGCAGCGGUGGGAUCUCAAUUCUUAUAGUCACAUAUGAGAUGAUUUGUAGGGUUGUUUGGUUUUAAUUUUCCAAAUUCCCUUAGUUUAGAUAUAGUGUAGUGGCUUUUGUUGGUUGCUCUUAGCGAUCUCUCGCGUUCCUUUAUUGUCUGGUGCUGGGUCUGCAGAUGUGCUGAGGUGAACGAGUCCCUUUGUUACAACUACCCUUUGAUAGAUUGUACAUUUCUACUUGUAGAUACCGUAGCCUUAGUUUUCUUUAUCAUGGACUUAGCGGCUCUUUGUGCUCUGGGGAAAGAGUUGGGUUAUACUGGGGAGAACUUACAGCAGUUUGUUAGGGAGCAGGUAGAGAUAGAGAGGGCUAGGGAAAGAGAUAGGUUAGAAAGGGAUGAACGGGAAAGAGUACGUGAGAUGAAAAAGUUGGAGAUUGAGAGGCUUAGGUUAGAGAAGGAGGAUAGAGAGAAGGAAAGGAAUCUGGAGUUAGAGAAGUUGAAGAUAAGUAUAGAGAGGGAUAGGUUACAAUUGGAGGCAGAGAAGACUAAACUUGGUAAGGGUUUAAAGCAGGAAGAAGAGAAGUCACCAGGGGUACCUAAGAUGCCCAAGAUGCCGCCAUUUGAGGACCAUAGAGAUAACAUCGAUGCCUACUUACAAAGGUUUGAACGUAUAGCUAAGGCACAGUCAUGGCCAGAGACGCAGUGGGCGACGUAUCUUAGCACUUUGUUGAAAGGUAAGGCACUUGAGGUUUACUCUCGUCUUGAUCCAGAUGAAGUUGAAGAUUACCAGGUGGUGAAACAAGCGUUACUAAAGCGUUACGAGAUGACUGAAGAGGGGUUCCAUCAGAAGUUCAGGUCUGCCAGAACAGAGACGGGUGAGACUUUUACUCAAUUUAUGGUCAGGAUCAAGAAUUACUUUGAUAGAUGGGUUGAUCUUAGUGGUAGUGCCAAGACUUUGAGGGUGUUCGUGAUUUGA